AUGCCUACAUUGAUAAUACUACGCCAUGGACAAAGUGAAUUCAACAACCUAAAUAAAUUUUGUGGUUGGCUUGAUGCAAAAUUAACAGAUAAAGGUAAAGAACAAGCAAAAUUUGCAUCAAAUUUAAUUAAAUCUUCCAAUUUAAAACCAAAUUAUAUCUUUACUUCUAAAUUAACAAGAACUAUUCAAACUGGUAACUUGAUACUUGAAGAUUUAGAUAGACAAUGGAUUGAUGUUACAAGAUCUUGGAGAUUAAAUGAACGUCAUUAUGGUGCUUUACAAGGUUGUGACAAGAGUGAAAUUAGAUCCCAGGUUGGUGAUGAACAAUAUAUGUUUUGGAGAAGAGCUUAUGAUGGAAUCCCACCACUUAUAGAAAAAGAUCAAGAAGCAAGUGCGAUUGAUGAAAGAUAUAAAUAUGAGAUUGAUGAAGUACCAAAAGGUGAAUCAUUACAUAUGGUUGUUGAUAGAUUAAAAUCAUUAUUAUAUGGUGAUAUUUUAAAAAAAUUGAUCGAGAGAGAUGUUGUACUUGUGGUGGCUCAUGGUAGUGCAUGUAGAUCAAUAUUAAAAUUAAUUAAAAAGAUAAGUGAUGAAGAUAUUAAAGAUAUUAAUAUCCCUAAUGCUAUUCCAUUAGUUAUGAAUGUUGAUGAUGAUUUAAAUUUAAUUGGGGAUGAAUAUUAUCUUGAUCCUGAGAUUGCAAAAGAAAGAGCUGCUGCUGUUGCUAAAGAAGGUUGGUAA
Molecule: messenger RNA, 735 nt
Organism: Hansenula ciferrii
Lineage: Eukaryota; Fungi; Ascomycota; Saccharomycetes; Phaffomycetales; Wickerhamomycetaceae
Gene: GPM2
Product: 2,3-bisphosphoglycerate-dependent phosphoglycerate mutase
Exons: 1
Coding region: 1-735 (244 amino acids)
Biological process (GO): glycolytic process
Molecular function (GO): intramolecular phosphotransferase activity
Source: RefSeq, a predicted model, not a curated record